Molecule: messenger RNA, 1502 nt
Organism: Gasterosteus aculeatus aculeatus (three-spined stickleback)
Lineage: Eukaryota; Metazoa; Chordata; Actinopteri; Perciformes; Gasterosteidae
Source: RefSeq, a predicted model, not a curated record
GUAGGACCACACCUUACAGACCGCAAGGAAAUGGGCAGUGUGAACGUUUCAACCGUACACUGCACAAUUUGCUGCGCACGCUGCCAGUGGAGAAGAAGAGGGACUGGACGUUGUACCUCCCACAACUUAUCUUUGCCUACAACACCACCAUACACCAAUCAACUGGUGAGUCGCCUUACCUGCUGAUGUUUGGUCAAGAUCCACAGUUGCCGGUGGACUUCUUGCUAGGGAGAGUAACAGACUCCGCUGCAGGUACGGUGGACCACUGGCUUGGCGAACACCAGAGGCGACUACGAGCAGCCUACGCCGGGGCAAGACAUCGUAUGCAGGAGGCUGCACAACGGAGAGAGGAGAGACACGACCGAAAUGUUGACAAAGGGCUGACCGUGGACCAGUUGGUGUAUCUGAGGGACCACAGCGUAAGGGGAAGAAACAAGAUCCAGGAUCACUGGAACCCAACACCCUACAGAAUUUUGAAAGCGCCAAUAAAUGGUGGAUCUGUAUAUACUGUGGCUCCCGUCGAUAACCCUAACCAAACUAAGCAGGUGCAUCGAACCAUGAUUAGACCUGUUCCCAGGAAUGCUCACCAUGUCCCCCCUCCCCAAGAUGAGCAAAGAAUCACGGUGGAAGCUGCUCCUGAGGAGGAAGAACUUGAAGAGGUGUGGAUUGUGAGAGAAAGGCCACUGGUCUCAGAAGACCUCAACCCAGUGGAAGCUGAGCCUCCUUGCAGGGUUGCCAGUGAGGAGGAAAUGCAGUUUGGAGUGACCCCCGAUCCACCGGGACUACAAACAGACCACUCUGCAAGGGAAGGGACGGGCCAGCCAUGCCGCCCUCAAGGUCUAAUGUUUCGACGGACAACCCGGGUGACAGGGUCCCUUUAGUCUCAAGUCAGGGAGGUGAGUCUUACCCUCGGGACGAGGAUAGAAGUAGUGGGGGUAGAUGUGACGGGUAGUGUCAAGGGGUCGGGCUGACGUCAUCAAUGAGCGCCCUAUUUCACGGGCCGUCUCCCGUUCUCUAGCAGUCCGCUGAGAGGAGAGUAGCAGGUAGGUCGCUAACUGGUAGGUUGUUUGUGAUGGGGGAAAUUGGCAGCUUAUAGAUCUCAACCUUGCAGGUUUUGCCGGCCGAGUGGAGCCCCUUCGGACGUUGUUGGGGAGGGUUUAGCUCCUCAGCCUUUCCAGGUGGCACACAAACUGUUGUUUUGCCGUAUCCGGGUACGAGUAGCGAUUAGCGAUUGUAACUAGCUGAUAUCCUAACAUUGUAUGCGUCCCGCGCUCCGGUUUUGUUUUGGGUACUUGCCUACUGUUGUUUUUAUUUAUUUCGAGCGGGGGGUGCCCGAUGUGAGGAGGAAUAGCGUGGGUAUUUUCUUAGAUCAGAUUUUAGCAUGUGGCGUGAUAUUGCAUGAACUGUUUUUAACGCACUUUGUUUUGCCGUUGCGUGAGUGAGUUGCUGUGUGUGUGUGUGUGUGUGUGUGUGUGUGUCGCAUGUUUAUAGGUUGCACGGGU